Trifolium pratense (red clover) is the source of this 541-nucleotide messenger RNA. Its product is annotated as defensin-like protein 1. Bases 83 to 304 code for a protein of 73 amino acids. The transcript is spliced from 2 exons. NCBI's taxonomy places the organism in Eukaryota, Viridiplantae, Streptophyta, Magnoliopsida, Fabales, Fabaceae. The record is from RefSeq and is a predicted model, not a curated record. Gene Ontology annotation, biological process: defense response.
CCUAUGCAAGUUUGUUCAUUAACACUUAACAGAGUAACAUAUAUCUUAGAUAAAGAUUAUAUUUAUAGUAAGUGAUAAAAUCAUGAACAAGGCACGCUUUGGAUUUUUCUUCAUUUUGCUUGUUCUCCUUGCUUCACAGAUGGUGGUAGAAACAGAGGGAAGACACUGUGAAUCUAAGAGUCAUAGGUUUAAAGGGAUGUGUUUGAGUGAUCACAAUUGUGCUUCAGUUUGUCAUGUUGAAGGUUUUCCAGGUGGUAAUUGCAGGGGAUUCCGUAGACGCUGCUUCUGCAAAAAGCGUUGUUAAUCACUUAUUAGUGCUUAAUUAGCUUUUGCAGUUUCACUAGCUACUCCUUAAUUUUAAUUACUUUUGUGUCUUGUUUUAUUUUAAUUUGUUUGUAUUUUGCUUUUAUUUGUAUCUUUGACAGCAUUCAGUAAUGCUUUUGUGAUGUAUUUUCAAUGGAAGAGUAGUGAAAUUGCACCAUUGUCAUCUAUUUAUUAUUGUUUACACUAAAAAAUAUUCGAAGUUGUUGUUAGUUAUUUU